This is a messenger RNA of Trichosporon asahii var. asahii CBS 2479, 1086 nucleotides long. RefSeq lists its product as uncharacterized. The record is from RefSeq and is a predicted model, not a curated record. The transcript has a single exon. The coding region runs from base 1 to 1086 and encodes 361 amino acids. NCBI's taxonomy places the organism in Eukaryota, Fungi, Basidiomycota, Tremellomycetes, Trichosporonales, Trichosporonaceae.
AUGUCACCGACCAGCCUCGACCCGAACCUCUUCCCUCACCUCUUCGACGGUAUCAUCGCACAUCUUCACAACGAUGGAGACGAGAGGUCUCUAGCAACGCUUCGAGCAUCUAGCUCUCUUGUGCGGGAUCUCGUGGACCGUCAACUUGCUGUCCACAUGGCCGUCGUUGAUGGACGCAUGGAAACGCAUUUGCUUGCACUCUGGAAGGACGAAUGGAAGGAUGGUAAUCCCAUGACGCGGGUCGUCGACUUCUACGACAAGCGCAUCAACGACAGUCCAGAGGCAGGAUCACCUGUCCGUUUUCUGAAGGGCUCGCACCCCGCCAUUCUACGCGAAGUCGGCUACGCUUUCGCCACCCACUUCCGCAAGCAUCCUUGCAACAAAUUCACGUUUAUCAGCAUGUUUGAUUUCUCAAAGGGGAGACCCAUAACGGACGACGACACGUUCGACCUUGCGGCAAAAUGUCUCUCUUUUGAGGCGCACGCUGACCAUAGCAUCGCGUCCGCCGUUUAUCACCACGGGUACGGUCUGCAGCAUGAAGUUUCGGUAGAGGUGGAUCCAGGCCAUACGGACGAUUCCCGGCCUCUGUCUACGACGGUCAUGUUCGCUCCAAACUCGUCCUUCCGCAAGUCCGAAUAUCCUCCAGCAGUUCCGAUUGUAUACGCUCCCCGUCACAGAACAGGGCAGCUAAAUGAGCUGAUUGAUUGCAUCGUCGAGCUGCUCUGGCAGAAAGGCGCGCCAACCGUGCAGAUCGUUGGUGCCGAGUUCUGGGAAGAAACUUGGUGGGAUUUCAACAUGUUCCAGCCACCUCUUGAUGGGCUUCCGGAGGCACUGUCCAAGGACACGGAGAGAGAGAGAGUCCUCGCUGUCUGGAAGUUGGUGUUUGACGACAAAGUUGCCCGUCUGCGGCAGUUUAGCAUCAAGGAGCGUUUGGUAGACGCAGAGAGCCGCGUCACGUUCAUUUCUCUUCCUGUGUUCAGAGAGCAGAUCGGGGAGUACAUGUUUGGGCUGUGUACUGAGUGCGACUUUGAGGAUGAUUCGGACGAAGGGGAGCAGUCAGGAAUCCGGUCGGAAGGCGAGUUCUGA